Messenger RNA from Aplosporella prunicola CBS 121167, 620 nucleotides. RefSeq lists its product as uncharacterized. The coding region runs from base 92 to 358 and encodes 88 amino acids. Lineage: Eukaryota; Fungi; Ascomycota; Dothideomycetes; Botryosphaeriales; Aplosporellaceae. The transcript has a single exon. The record is from RefSeq and is a predicted model, not a curated record.
AAAAAAAAAAAAAAAAAAACAGACAGACAGACAGACAGACAGACAGACAGGCAGGCAGGCAGGCAGGCAGGCAGGCAGGCAGAGCUCCGCCAUGCCAUGCGAUGCGCGCGACACACACGACCCACCACCCAAGGCCCAAAGGUAUGUGGCCCGCUCGACACAGACAACUCGACGAACCCUGAACCAGAACCAGAGAGCAAGCAAGCCAAGCAAGCCAAGGCAAGCAAGCAAGCAAGCAGCAAAAGCAACGAACGAAACCACCGCCAUCAUCGCUAUCAAGAUCCACCCAUCCAUCCAUCCACUCGAUCCGUCCGAGUGCAGGGUGUAUGUACUGUACUGUAGCAGUGUAGGUACAUAAGUGGAAGAAAGACAAAAAAAAAAAGAAAAAACGGCCUUAGCCCGCAUCGCGCCGCUCCAGAGCGAUCGCGACAAAAAAAUCGGCGUGUGGGGCUGCAUAUAUGCAUGAAUGCAUACCAUACAUACAGUCCACCACUCAAGCAUUAAAAAGCAUAAGGUAAAGAAAAAGAAAAAGUCAAGGAAAAAAGCAAUCAGUCACCUUUCCUCGAACCCCCAAAUAAACACAACAACAACACAACACGAAAUAACGACCAAGAAGAAGU